This is a messenger RNA of Malus domestica (apple), 1294 nucleotides long. RefSeq lists its product as uncharacterized. The record is from RefSeq and is a predicted model, not a curated record. Gene Ontology annotation, molecular function: tRNA binding. Lineage: Eukaryota; Viridiplantae; Streptophyta; Magnoliopsida; Rosales; Rosaceae.
AUUUUGAAAUUUACUAAAUGAAACAAGGGAAAACCAGAGCCAGUGAGUUGCUAUUGAGGAUAGGGAGGAGGGGGAAAAGAAUGGCAGCAACGAGCCUUUUGAAAGGAAAGUGCGCCGGCAUCAGCGUCCGUCAGCUCUUCCCCUUCGCCCACCCGCACCGCCCUCUCAAUUUCAACCAAAUCAAUUCCGCUGUCAAUCACAAUUACCACCACAUCCGCAUUCGCCGCGGAAAACUCACAUUAUCACCAUCACCAAGACUCGCCGCCUUGUGGAACUCCUCUUCUCCCUUCUGCACCGCCGCCGACGCUUCUGCUGCUGCUUCUGCCUCUGCUUCUGAGGUAGUGAGCGAUGCUGCUGUGGUCGACGAGGCAGUGCCCGUGAGCGAGGUUGUUCAUGAACAGAAGAAGAUAAAGGAUGCAGCCGACCUGCUCGACAUAAGGGUUGGCCGAGUCCUUAAGGCGUGGAGGCAUGAGGAGGCUGAUUCUCUUUAUGUGGAGGAAGUCGACGUUGGUGAGCCCGAACCCAGAAUCAUCUGCAGUGGCCUUGUCAGAUAUAUUCCUCUUGAUCACCUUCAGGAUAGAAAUGUAGUUGUGCUUGCUAAUCUGAAGCCGAGGAACAUGCGCGGCGUGAAGUCUAAUGGAAUGCUUAUGGCAGCUUCUGAUGCUUCCCAUGAGAAUGUUGAGCUUCUCGUGCCACCUGAGGGUUCACUCCCUGGUGAAAGAGUAUGGUUUGGCUCUGAAGAGGAUCACCUAAAUCAGCCUCCUGCUGCCUCGCCUAACCAGAUUCAGAAGAAAAAGAUAUGGGAAUUGGUGCAACCUCAUAUGAAGACCGACAAUUCUUGUAUUGCUUCACUUGGGGAGCAUGUAAUGCGGACAUCUGCAGGUGUGGUAAUCUCAACAUCUCUGAAAAACGCAAACAUCUCCUAAUUGGACCAGGAACGUCGUGUUAUUAGUCAGUCUCUCACACAAUCUCAUCAACAAUUUAUCCAUACUGCUAUAUGAUGACUCUCAACUGAUUUGUAGAAAUUUGGUGUCAAAUGGUUUAUAUAGUUUCCGAUGAUUUAUUUGGUUGUUCGUUGUUUUAUGUAUGCCUAUUACCAUAUUUCAAGGCUUAUCAUGCUUAAUUUCUUGUAAUUUUAAUGAGAACGAGGUUGUGUUUUCACUCUUGAUUUGAUUUCUAAAGCUGCGGCCUAGGUCCAAAUAUUGCAACAGAAUUUGUUUGUAGCUCAUCUAUUGAAGUCUCGGGGAAUCAUGGAUUGUUCUUAAUUGAAAUUAAUCAUGAGAUUUGUGAUCCA